UGGAAAUAAUUCUUACAUUUAAAGCGUGAUAUUGACACUGAGUAUUGCACGCAUUUAUUGAUUGAAUGGGAAAGCCGGUUCUAUUUCUUCGAACUCGAGUUCUAAAACCCUCGUUUUACAAUUUAAGAGCAUUUAUUCGACAUUACACAAAUCCAUUUGCAGACAUCAUGUCGACACCAAAAGACAACAAAUUGAUUUGGAAGUUGACACCCGAUAUUAUAAAGAAGUCGGCUGAUGAACUCAUGUCCAAAACCAAAGCGGCUUAUGACGGCGUGGGGGCACUAUCAUCAGAUGCUGUCACCUAUAACAAUGUUGUGAAGGUGCUUGCUGAUAAUGAUUGUGAAUAUGCAGUCGUGCGGAACAACCUGGACUUCAUGCAGCAUGUGUCACCAGAUAAGGAUCUCAGGGAUGCAAGUGUGGACAUAGACAAAAAGCUCUCGGAGUUUGACGUAGAAAUGAGUAUGAGACAAGAUGUUUUUGAUGCUCUUGUCGCUUUUGAGAAGAAAUCUCCCUCAGAGGGCUCAACAGAAUCAAAGAGAUACGUCGAAAGAAUGAUCAAACUCGGCAGGCGAAACGGUCUUCACCUGCCCACAGAAAAACAACAAAAAAUCAAGGAAAUCAAAAAGAGAAUGAGUGAUUUAUCCAUUGAUUUCAGUAAAAACCUCAACGAAGAAAACACAAUCCUUACUUUUACAGAGGAGGAACUCGCUGGAGUUCCUGAAGAUUUCCUUAAGUCUCUGGAAAAGAAUGAAGAUGGCAAACUGAAAGUGACGUUGAAGUACCCGCACUAUUUCCCUUGCAUGAAGAAAGUGAGAAACCCAGAGAUGAGGAAGAAACUAGAGACAGCAUUCAACUCCAGGUGUCUAGAUCCAAAUACAGCAAUUUUAGAGGAAUUAGUAGAGCUCCGAAGUCAGAAAGCAGACAUCCUAGGCUUUCCAACCCAUGCAGCUUUUAUUCUCGACAUGAGAAUGGCUAAAGAUCCCGAAAAGGUGAAAACAUUCCUUGUCGACUUGGCCCAAAAACUCCGCCUCUUACAAUCUCAAGAGGUCAAAGUCUUCCUCGACUACAAAAAAGAAGAGUGUGAGAAGUAUGGGUAUGAAUUUGAUGGGAAGAUUAACUACUGGGACCUACGAUACUACAUGACGAUGACAGAAGAACGCCAAUACGCGGUGGACUCGAAUCUUCUGAAGGAAUAUUUCCCCAUGGAAGUGGUGACCACUGGACUGUUAGAGAUCUACCAGGAGCUGCUGAAUCUCAAGUUUACUCAGGUGAAAGAUGCUGAAGUUUGGCAUCCCGAGGUCACCUUGUACAGUGUGGAAGACCAAUCAUCAUCCAAUCUCCUAGGCUAUUUUUAUCUUGAUCUCUAUCCUCGGGAGGGAAAAUACGGACACGCAGCUUGUUUUGGACUUCAGCCGGGAUGUCUGCAGCCAGAUGGAAAAAGGCAAAUUUCUGUGGCUGCAAUGGUAGCCAAUUUCACCAAACCAACAGAAGACAAGCCAGCUCUACUGACUCAUGAUGAGGUAGAGACUUACUUCCAUGAGUUUGGUCACGUCAUGCAUCAGAUUUGUGCUCUGUCUGAAUUUGCUCUGUUCAGUGGCACCAGUGUAGAACGAGAUUUCGUGGAGGCCCCGUCCCAGAUGUUAGAGAAUUGGUGCUGGGAGAAAGAGCCGCUCAGGAGAAUGUCCAAACAUUACAAAACGGGGGAACCGAUUCCGGACGACCUCUUGGAGAAACUGAUCAAGAGCCGGAUCGCCAACGCCGGGAUGUUCAACCUUCGCCAGAUUCUACUGGGGAUGUUUGAUCAAACCAUACACACUCAGAAGAAGGCUGACACAGCCGAGCUGUUGUCAGAGCUUUCAGAAAAAUACAUGGGCUUUCCUUCCACUAAAGGAACCAACAUGUCCGCCUCAUUCGGCCACCUAGCAGGAGGAUACGAUGCCCAGUAUUACGGAUAUAUGUGGAGUGAAGUGUUCUGUAUGGAUAUGUUUUACACCCGCUUUAAGAAGGAGGGCAUCAUGAGUCCAAAAGUGGGUGGGGACUACAGAAGAUGUAUCCUACAGCCAGGCGGAUCCAAAGAUGCUGCAGACAUGUUACGUAACUUCCUGGGUCGUGACCCCACACCAGAAGCCUUCCUGAUCAGCAAGGGACUUAAUCCAUAAAAACACGAGAUAUGCCUCAGACAUUAUUGAUGCAAUAAAACAGAAGAUUGAUUCAACUGGAGUUACGACCAAGGAUUUCUAUCUCAGUGAUGGAGAGAAAACUCCUGUUAAAAAGCUCAAAAAUGUUUUCUUUAUAUACACCAGAAAUAUGAUCAACAAGUGCUAUCAAUUAGGAACUGCAACUUUGAUUUAUUUAUUUUGAUAUCUGAAUUUUUUCUUUUGUUGUCAGAUUUUGGCAGUUGUCUAAACAAAGUAGAUAUCAUUUGUGCUAAUGUUAAUAUAUAUAUCCUGUACAAUAAGCUGUGCUGUGUUUGUUGUUUUGUAUCAGGUGAGUUUUAGCCUGACUAUGCAAUGUAUGCAUUCUAUUAAUUAAUGAAUCGAUGUGUGAUGUUCACAAAUGUGUUUGUAAAAUCAGAAGAAUUUAUUUAUUGAAUAUUGUAUAAUGGUCUAAUUCAGUAAAAUAAAAUCUCACAAACUUUA
Ostrea edulis (European flat oyster) is the source of this 2639-nucleotide messenger RNA. RefSeq names its product thimet oligopeptidase-like. Gene Ontology annotation, biological process: peptide metabolic process; proteolysis. Bases 66 to 2159 code for a protein of 697 amino acids. Lineage: Eukaryota; Metazoa; Mollusca; Bivalvia; Ostreida; Ostreidae. The transcript has 17 exons. Gene Ontology annotation, cellular component: mitochondrial intermembrane space. Gene Ontology annotation, molecular function: metalloendopeptidase activity. The record is from RefSeq and is a predicted model, not a curated record.